AUGUGCAACGGCCAAAUUGAACGUUUCAACUCUACCAUGGGCGCAAAAAUUGUCGCACUUUCCAAUGACCGUAAAACUGAUUGGGACGACCAAUUGCCGUUUGUUACAUUCAAUUACAAUACAACUGUCCAUUCAACAACAAAAACUAUCCCAUUUGCAUUAAUGUAUGGAAGAGCUCCAGUUCUGCCCUUUGACCACCAAGAUCCAUCGGUUUCGCUCUCACAAGAACCUGAGCACCUCAUUAAACUCAAAACAUAUUUAUCGUCAUUAACCGGUCAAGCGACAAAUAAUAUAAUCAAAAAUCAGAGUAAAUAUAAACAACGGUAUGAUUUAAAUCGUUCAAAUCCAUCGUAUAAAAUCGAUGAUCUCGUUCUCGUGAAGACACUCAACACGCGUCACAAGUUCGACAUACGACACGAAGGUCCAUUCAGAAUCAUCCAACAGCUUGCUUCAAAAACAUUUAUCGUCGAGCAUACGAAAAAAACCACACUACGUCGACAAGUAACAGUUGACGUAAUAAUUCGUCUUUUUGAACGAACGUUAUAA
Didymodactylos carnosus is the source of this 546-nucleotide messenger RNA. The record is from the annotation of a GenBank genome assembly. Lineage: Eukaryota; Metazoa; Rotifera; Eurotatoria; Philodinida; Philodinidae.